UCCCCGACGCGAGCGGAGGAUGGAGAGAUGUGUGGAUCACGACCACGGGAGGCUCUGAAUAUGACACUGCACCUCGCUUUCUUCGUAUGAGCACUAACCCAGCUGCUCUGGAUUCAGAGAUCCGGCACCGUCUUUCGCGUCCCCCUGUUCGCUUCCUGGGUUGCGUGGACCGUUAAACGUCGGCUCGGUCCCUCACGGUUAUGUUGUAGUUUACCGGGACGAGGCUGCGUGAGUUUUGUGCUUCUUGUGCGGUUUUUCCUUUUUUUUUUUUUUUCUUUUUCUUUUUCUUUUUUAUUCUUUUGAUCCGGGAAAUGUUGGCAUGGCCGCCUCGGGAGCACAGAAGUGUCCGAAGAGUGAGAAGUUGGACGAGGCGCAGGCUUUGGCCAAGAGCUGCGCAGGGAGACCAGACUUCCUGCCUUGUGAUGGACUCUCCAUCUGCGCUACGCACAGCCACGGGAAGUGCUUCAAGCUGCACUGGUGCUGCCACUUGGGCUGGUGUCACUGCAAAUACGUGUACCAACCCAUGACCAAUGUGUGCCACCUGCCUAGCACAACCGUGCCACCUGUCGGCUCAGAGUACAGUAACACCAUUGACCUGUCCGUCUCUCUGGCUGAGCGUUUCCUGAAGCUUGCCCCCUGCUUCCAGUCCCCGCCUCACUUGGAGUCGCCCAAAUACUGCGUCAUCGCGGACCUGUUUGUGGACGACUACAUUGUCAAACGCAUCAGUGGGAAGAUGUGCUACGUGCAGCGCCCCCCCCCUCCCUUACCAGAACCGCCUCAUCCUCCCACCCCUCCUCCACCUGCUCCAGCUACACCUCAGAUGCCCCAAAAUCCUGCUCAGCCUCGGCAACCAGUCAAGCCCACGCUGCCCACCCAACACACAGCUGCACCUGCGCCUGUGCAGCUAGUCCAGCAGGUGUACAGUGAACACAAACACCCCUCCCCUUUGGAUAAGAUAAAAGGCCCCAAAAUGGACCACUGCUCCUCUCCAUCCAGCUCCGAGGACUCCGGCAUCAACGCGCUGGGCCUGCACUACCUGGAGUCCUGCGAGGAGGAGAGCGAGGAAGAGGAGGACGACGAGUUGAGCACAGAUGGAAACUCCAGCCCCGGCAGCCUCUGGGAUCAAGACGACUGUUCUGUGCUCUCUCCCUCCAAGUCUAUGAUAGAGAUCAUUGAAAAGAUCGAAACAACUGUGUAAGUGACAUGGCAUCGACCUGGACACCAGCUGAGAGGGAGCGACGCGUUUAAUGAGAAUAACACUCAAGGAUUUAUUUUACGUGGACCAGUAGAAAACAAAUCCCCCUCUCCAAGGCUUCAGCAGGGCUUCCGGGUUGCUCUGAGUUGAAUUUAUUUUUCCUGCAGGUGGCCGAGGACUGCACGUCUGCAUUCACACAUAGCCUCUGCUCUGACCACUUCCCCUGCAUGGAAUGAAUUCCUAGAACUUAUUACAGUAAAGAAGAAAAGGAAGCACAAGAGUAUCAAGCACAUGCAUGGUGGACCUGGUAAUCAUACAGUGAGAAAUCUGAAAAUACAAAAGAAUAUAUGGUAGUUGUGCUUCCUUCUGAGGAAAGUAGAAAAAGUGAGACAUUUUUCUGAAAUUUCUUUUUAGGCAUGUAUUACUGGAGCUAAAUUAUGUAUAAACAUAGGUGGUAUAAGUAGGUUAUAUGAUGAUGAUAAUAAGCAGUGAAGUAAUUCUUAGUGUUCUGGCAGUCGGAUUUUAUUCUAAUUCAGCAUUUAAGUGGCAGAUAAGCGUGCCAUUUCUUGUUCUGUGUGUUCUUGUUCAGUGGCCCCACCCACACGUUAGUAAUUCUGACUCUUCAGCGUAAUAACCAGGAGGCCGGCUACCUCUCGUGGGCCUAAAGCACAUCAGCCUUUUAACCCGUUAAUUACUAAGCUCCGAGCUGCGGGCGGGGACGACCCUGAUUUUAUCACGUUAAUUAAAAAAUGAAGAAUCAAAAAAUUGCCAGCCCACAGUUUGUCUGCACUUUACUGACACCAACACAAGCAGUAGUUAGGUAGGUCAGUGUUCGACAAUCAAAGAUUACACACAAGCACAUUCCUAUAAUGUACCUGCCAGUGAGGACCAAGGAUACUCUUGUACCUCUUAAAACCAUUUAGUUCACACAUUGUUCUGACCACCUUUUUUCUGGUCAAGCUGACUUGAACUGUAGCGCUGUUCAAGGUUGAAUGGGGCGAUAAGCAAAACAUGACUUGUACUGACCUCUAUUAGCAGCCAAGAAAUUAAAUAGCAUGGACGUGUCUCUGGCACAGCUACAGUGACAACAGAAGGAGUCACAUUGUCACAGCAGAGACUAGUAGGACACCGAGUGAAGAGGGAUUUUAUCUAAUAUAUACAUAUAAACUUAUACAAUAAUAAACUGCAUUUUUAUUUGCUUCCUGGGCUUGAGAGUGAAAUGUCUUGUGAUGCUGGCUGAAAAGGGGAUUCUGGGAAAGGUGUUCAGACUAGGUUAGAGCUUAUGUCACCGUUAUUUCUUGCUACGGGGAAGGAAAAUUCAUGAACCUCUAAAAGAAGAUUACAGUAGGUAUCGAAUAGGAUGCUGAAUCGUUUUUUUGAUGUUGUGAUGGACAUAAUACUAUAAGUAAUACACUCAAAUAUGAAAUUAGAGAGAUAGCCCAUCAUCAGUCAGUUAGUAAAAUGAAGCUGGGCUGGGUCCUUUUUUUUUUUUUGCUUUUCUUUCAAUGUUUAAAGAGUUAUUUCCCAGAGGGUUAUCAGCAAAAGUCACUAAAAUGUUCACAGAUAUGUAUUGCUGCAAUGCUACAAACACUAGAUGUGAAAAAAAAAAAGAAGAAAUUUUGCAUGACUGCGUUCAUUUUCAGAAGUUUCUCAUGUCAAAAAUCAAUUUAACAAAUUUGUGAUUCAGAGUGUUCAAAGAGCACAAAUCCUGUAUUUGUUCAAAUUCAAAUAACAGCCCUUGCCAUUACCCUGAACACAGACCCUCCCCAAAUGCAGUUUAAAACAUGUCUUAUGUUCUUAUUGUUAUAUUAUUUUCAUUUGAAUAAAUCUUAAUGAAACUCUCUUUUCCUCCCUUUGUUUGAAAUGUGUUAACAUUUUCUGCAAAAGAAAGUUCAGAUCUUCUUUGAAAUGUAUUCAAAUUUUCCUCCACCUGAAAGAGAUGACUAAUACUCUCCAGAGAUUUGGUGGAAGAGCAAAGAAAAGUGAGAGCUGCACUAAAAUUGUGUCAUUACUUUAGCUGUGGUUGU
This is a messenger RNA of Xiphias gladius (swordfish), 3222 nucleotides long. RefSeq names its product UPF0524 protein C3orf70 homolog B. NCBI's taxonomy places the organism in Eukaryota, Metazoa, Chordata, Actinopteri, Istiophoriformes, Xiphiidae. The record is from RefSeq and is a predicted model, not a curated record. Bases 320 to 1198 code for a protein of 292 amino acids. The transcript has 2 exons.